Ipomoea triloba (trilobed morning glory) is the source of this 1566-nucleotide messenger RNA. RefSeq lists its product as uncharacterized. The record is from RefSeq and is a predicted model, not a curated record. The coding region runs from base 1 to 1566 and encodes 521 amino acids. Lineage: Eukaryota; Viridiplantae; Streptophyta; Magnoliopsida; Solanales; Convolvulaceae. Gene Ontology annotation, biological process: telomere maintenance; DNA repair. Gene Ontology annotation, molecular function: DNA helicase activity. The transcript has 3 exons.
AUGUGGAUAUCUGCUGAGAUUCCAAACGAGUUAUGUAAUCCAGAGUAUUACAAAGCCGUGGAAGAAUUCAUGACGCAUGGUCCUUGUGGUUUAGCUAGGAAGAAUUCACCUUGUAUGGUAAAUGGUCGAUAUUCUAAAUUCUUUCCAAAGAAAUUUGUGCCAAAUUCAAUGUUAGACCGCGAUGGUUAUCCAAUUUAUCGUAGGCGUGAUAAUGGUCAUACGAUAAAGAAGAAUGACAUCGAUCUGGACAAUAGAUAUGUUGUCCACACAACAGAUUUAGUUCUUACAGAUACACAAAAGAAGAAUUAUGCUCUACUAGAGAUUGAAAAAUUAUUGCAUGCUUGCAACAAGUUAUUAGGAGAUUAUCCACCAAUGCCUAUACCAGAUGGACUAACUAACUCUUUUUUUGGAAAUCAGUUGUUGUAUGAAGAACUAGCAUAUGAUCAGCAAGCCUUAAAAGAAGAACAUGACAUUUUGGUGGGAAAACUAACUGAGGAGCAAUUAGUUAUUUACAGUAAAGUUAUGUUUGAUGUGGAUAACAAUAAAGGUGGCUUAUUUUUUGUCUAUGGAUAUGGUGGUACCGGACUACCGGGAAAACCUUUUAUGGAAAACAAUGUCUGUUGCUUUACAGUCAAGGGGAAAAUUGUUCUAAAUGUAGCAUCGAGUGGUAUAGCUUCGUUAUUGCUACCAGGUGGUAGGACUGCUCACUCAAGGUUUGCAAUACCGAUUUCUAUAAACGAAGACUCAACAUGCAACAUCAAGCAAGGUGAUAGCAAACUUGGUGAUAAUAGUGAUGGGGAAUGCAAUAUAAUUAUUCCUUCACAGUUUGUAUUGCAAAGCAAAGGAGAUCCUAUCAAAGAGAUUGUUGAGCACACAUUUCCUUUAUACGGCACUGGUAACAUAGAUCCUGAACAGCUAAAGAGUCGAGCAAUUUUGGCACCAACAUUAGAUGUUGUGGAUCACGUGAAUGAAUACAUGAACAAUAUGAAUCAAACUUCAUCAAAGACUUAUUUAAGUUGUGAUUCUGUUUGCAAGGCUAAUACCAAUGCUAAUAUCUUAGCUGAAGUUCACACUACUGAAUUUUUAAAUAGUUUGAGGUGUUCUGCUGUACCAAAUCAUUCCAUAUCAUUAAAGGUUGGAUCUCCAAUAAUGCUGUUGAGGAAUAUCGACCAUUCGAUUGGUCUUUGUAAUGGAACACGAUUGAUUGUUUCCAAAUUAGGGAACCAUGUAAUUGAAGCCAAAAUAUUAUGUGGAACCCACUAUGGGAAAAAUGUCUUGAUAUCGCAGCUGGCAUUGACUCCUUCAGAUCCAAGACUUCCUUUUAAAUUUCAAAAGAAGCAAUUUCCUGUUAUGUUGUCGUAUGCAAUGACAAUAAACCAAAGACAAACUUUGUCACAAGUGGGGUUAUUAUUAAAGAAACCUGUGUUUAACCAUGGACAGUUAUAUGUUGCAGUUUCCUGUGUGAGUAAUCCUGAUGGUCUCAAAAUCUUAAUUUCUGAUGAAAGCAAGGGAUUAUUAAAAUGUACUCAGAAUGUGGUGUACAAAGAACUUUUCAAUAAUUUGUAA